AUGUCAAGCAAUGAGACGUUCGCGGCGGUGCCAGAUGCCAUAGCAGAAAAUUCCCCUACGUUCACUGCUAAAUUCACUUUUUCACAGACGCCGUAUUCAAAGACACCACCGGAUAUCGAUUAUCGCAGACGACGAUGGGCUUUCUGCGCGCCGGAAAUAAACCAGGAACCAGCAGGACGAGGCAAUGUGAAAUGCCCCGCAGUGAUUCUCAUUGAUGGACAUCAAUGCGAUUUCGUUUUAACCAUAACUUACCUACACAGCGAUCAAUGCGGAAGUCGGAAAAUUGCCGCCGCGGAAAAGCUGAAUAAAGCAAAUUUGUCUGCACUAAUGCACGCAUUAUCGACGAAGCAUCGAACUGGGAUCGGAUUGAGUUUUAGUCAAAGGGUGAUCGACAGCAGCGUCGACAGCAGCAGAAGAGCCUCGCCGUCCAGAGAAAAUUUGUCAGCGUUUGAACUUCGAUUCGACUCGUCUCCGCCGUAUCAUUUGUGUCGCAAAUUGGUCCUUGAAAGCUUGAUCAUUUUUAACGAAAUUUCUCGUGCACAAAUAUUCACUGGAAAACUUGGCGGCGUUUCAGAGAAUGGAGCCUCGGAGCAAUUUGAACCGGGCCGCCAGCGAGACGAGCAAGCG
Messenger RNA from Notodromas monacha, 627 nucleotides. Lineage: Eukaryota; Metazoa; Arthropoda; Ostracoda; Podocopida; Cyprididae. The record is from the annotation of a GenBank genome assembly.